Mizuhopecten yessoensis (Yesso scallop) is the source of this 720-nucleotide messenger RNA. RefSeq names its product transcription factor HIVEP3-like. The record is from RefSeq and is a predicted model, not a curated record. The transcript has a single exon. NCBI's taxonomy places the organism in Eukaryota, Metazoa, Mollusca, Bivalvia, Pectinida, Pectinidae. Bases 1 to 720 code for a protein of 239 amino acids.
AUGGUGAAGACAAAGACUACACCUCGGAAAGAGCAAAGGUGUCCUAUGUGUGCCUUCACGUGCGGUGACAUGGAGAAGAUGAAGGAACAUUUUGUCAAUUGUGGUUUGCGGGAAAUGGAGAAGAAGUCCUACACCUGUGAAAUGUGUCAGUUCGCUACCACUACUGCUAGUAAUCUUGUCCGACAUGGAAAGAGAAAGCAUAGCACGGAACAGUCAGAAAAACCGGGAUCUUCUGCUGAAGUGGGCAGCCAGCAGGCUGAUAAGGAUGAAGGGGAUUCGUGGAGAGACACUGACCCUGGUGAUCUUGCGAGCAUCAUUGGCCAUGUGUCGGACUCCGACGACGAUGACGACAAUGGUGAUGACCACUCUGUUGAUGAGGAACCUAAUCUGACAGCCGUUCCCGAUCCUGCAGUAAGGAAACCAACACGGCCAGAACAAGUGUUCACUCCGAAACAAGUGUCAGCGAAGUUAAGCCCAAAGGAUCUUAGGAACUGCAUUCCACAGAAAGUCCCUCGAAUUAAUAGACCUCCAGCAAAUGUCCACCAAGCUCCUAAGGCUGUAAUGACAGUGGCAAGAAGCGUAUCGUCACAAACAACGCCAGUGGUACAGAGACGUGUUGUAUGGAAAACAACAAAGUACACUGAAGGAGAUAGGCAGAUAGAAAUUGUUGAGAUGGAGGAGACGGAGUCGUUUUGUGGUGUAUGUGGUGCGAAAAACUGA